Messenger RNA from Cladophialophora immunda, 3836 nucleotides. RefSeq lists its product as uncharacterized. Gene Ontology annotation, biological process: regulation of Ras protein signal transduction; mitotic spindle orientation checkpoint signaling. The transcript has a single exon. Gene Ontology annotation, cellular component: SIN/MEN two-component GAP complex; mitotic spindle pole body. Gene Ontology annotation, molecular function: GTPase activator activity. The record is from RefSeq and is a predicted model, not a curated record. NCBI's taxonomy places the organism in Eukaryota, Fungi, Ascomycota, Eurotiomycetes, Chaetothyriales, Herpotrichiellaceae. Bases 360 to 3452 code for a protein of 1030 amino acids.
AGCAAACCCUCCGACGACCAACUUUCCAGCCUCCCCAAACGGAAGACCUCAGCCCGACCUCGAAAAAGACCUCAACUUGUAUACCUCGAUCUUCAUCCUACUCCUUUGGCCAUACAAGGCUCUCGUCUAUUGACUGCCCCCGAUCGGUGGUGUAUUCCCUCGACGGGGAGCAAUAAACACGCUCCAAAGCUCGAUCAACCACACUUGAACACCUUUUCCUCACGACGUUACGAUUCCUUACGAGUUCUACGAUCCCCUUUUUCAUGUUUCUACUGGCGACAAACUUUCUGUGUGUAUUUUCGCGACCUUAAUACUUUAUCCUGAACGUUUUCACUGCAUCCAAGAACAAAUUAAGAACCAUGGAACCACUUACACUGAAGCAACGCACUCCGGUCGAGAGCCCCGAGGUGGAAAACUGGGACGAUGACGACUUCGAGAAUCUGGAGGAUGUCCACUUCCGUACUGCCUCAACCGCGACGUCCGUCAUCUCUCAUCCUCAAACACACCGUCGAGAUUCAGUCUCGUCGCGCAUGUCAUUGCGAUCGGAGUCGAACCAGGGAGACGAAAAUUGGGAUGUACUGGUUGAUGAACAAGCCUCGAUCAAGGACGCAGUAGCCCUCGCGAAGAGCAAAGGAAUACCAUUACCAGCCAACAUACCGCGUUCUGCGUUGGAAGGUGGCACUAUACGGCGGUUGAAGGGAAAAGAGAUCAAAAAAGCAAUUGCGGACGACUGGUCAGAAGACUUGGAUUUACCUGGCACCGACAUUCCUCUCAAGCUCGCCAAACACGAUGACCGCGAUUUAUCGGAGAGUCUGCGACAGAUUAGUGCGGCUUUCCGAACGUCACCAAAAACCCCAGAAACGAAAGACAUGUUUGACCAAACAAUUCGAUCGCCAAAGUCUCGCUCGGCAGCAAUGCCUAUCACCUUGGAUGCCUUUCGCGAUACGGAUGAGGAUGCUGGCUUUGCAGACGUCCCGACCAUAAAGGUCGCAAAGCACAGGUCACCCCAGAAGCCGCUACUCUUCCGGCAACCUCCCACUCCAGUGAAGCCGGAAACUGAAAGCAUCGAAGACGAUCUCGAGUUGCCGUCCGAUGGACAGCUGCGUCUGUCCACAAGGAAACCACCCCCUUCAACGCCCCAGCAGAGCGACGAUUUUGACCUUGAAUGGGCUGAGGGCAGCCUGGGGACAAGGAACGCCGGCACCAGAAGAGGCGGCCGAUCUGCACGUAGCUCGUCCGCAUCAGCUUUGAGCCCCAGUGUUUCGAGCGCCUUCACAGCCGAGAGCGAAGAUGAAGGGCUUGAAGGGCUCGUCCUGCCUGACGGGCCAAUUCAAUUUGAGGACAAGCUCAAGCGACGCCAGCUCGACCAUCCAUCUGAGCCGCCUCGAAGUGUUCCAGAUCACAAAGACGACUCCAGGAUGACGGCGGGGAAGGACGACUUCUUUUCCGGUCUUGAGAUUGGAGAUGGAGAGGUUUUCGACGCUGCGAAAUUGACGCUGAACCGCAAUGUUAAGCACAAGAGUACACGACCUGCUAGUCCGUCGAAAAGGACAACAACCACGCUCAAUUUUACGAGCGCCAAAAGCCAGGGAACUAUCUCGCGGCUCCCGAGAUUUCAACCAGCUCACGACAGGCUUGAGCGUGCUCGGUCCAAUUUGGAACCUGUCUCGGAAACCGGCGCCGCGAUAUCAUCGUAUCAACGAGCAAAUUCAAGACUUGGUAACCAUGCAAGUCAUGCGUCUGUUUCAGCCAUCCCUGCCCCCCAAACUCCUUCUACUCCAUCUACCCCAAGCCGACGGCUACUCCGUGGUACUGAAUCUCGUCCUGAUCUGCGUUACGAACCGCCGACAACGACAAACGCGCAGCUGCUGCGUGCAAAGAGAUCCAUGCCAGCUAUGCGUGGAUUAACCUCGCCGACCAAAGCUUCUCCGUACGUCAGACCUCCUUCGCGGCAGGAGACGGGAAGUCGCCUGAAUAUACCGUCGCGUCCUAAAACUCCCACAGACCGGGCAGAGUCUCGCAUCGGGGAAUCCAGGAAAGGCGCAAUACCCUUCCUCCCUGCGGGUGCAUCCGCCGGACAGUCUCAGCAUGUUAGUAUCAAAAGUCAUUACCGUGGGCAGGGUUCCGAUGGCUCUGGCGACAGUAUGUCUGCUGCUCAAAGAUCCUUGUCUCGACUCGCCGGACUCGGCAGACCGGAGACGCCUGGCCGUGGCGUAGAUUCUGGACGUGGGCGAAACAACCUCACGCCUGCCGAAUUGGCGGCACAAGCCAAGAAAUCAAUUACCAAACCUGCGAGGCGCCGCAAUUAUGGUGAUGGAACGGAGCUUGAGAUUUUCGACGACCUCCCUACCUCUGCUACCAUUGAAUCCAAAUUUACAAAGGCACCUGUGGGCCGCGGUGCGCCGCGAAGUCUUCGAAGCAAGCUUGGACUGUCGCAUCUCAAUCCCUCUACAUCUUCCCUCACCAGUACCAGACGCGGCAGCGACACUCCUGUCCCUGCAACGCCAAUCUCACCAGCACCGAGGAGCGAUUUCCCGACCACAGCUCUCAAUACGACCAAUGUUCCCCGCUUUGCUCGCGAUACGGCGGCCUCCCGCAAUGCCCGCGAGCAGCGCCAGAUCUCAAGCACCUUUCAAAACAUGCGAGGCGAACCACUGCAACCCAUCUCGACAAACUGGAAGUCGAAUCCCGCGGCCGCCCGUCCUAGCAAUCAAGGAAGUUUGAGGAAAAAGAGAAGCGAAAAGACCCAAUUGAAGCCACACCUCAUCAAACCCAUGGGCAGCGAUUUGAAUCGCGCAAAGACAGAGAAAGGCAUGAGCUACAAUCCAUUGUUGUUUAGGUGGGAAGGCAACGAAAACGAUCUUGCCCCGUUCGACGUCCCAGACUUUUACCCUCGUGGUGGCAGCCCUGGGAUCCAAGGUCGAGGAAGCCCGGGUACGAAAGCCCAGGUGGCCUUGAUCUCCAACGUCGGCUCCAGUGUUACAGGCGUACAAGUCGUAGGGGGCAUGGUGUUUGACCCAUCACAAAUGCGAUGGCUCAAGAUCGCCGAGAACCCUGACGGAAGUGUGUCGAGUCUUCGAGGUGGUAGUGUCCAGAUCGAAGAGGAAGAAGACGUCUUUGCCGGCCUGGAAGACUUGAAAGAAGAGGACGAAACACGGAGUCGUAGCGGCACGCUUCAGAAUAUGUCAAAUAUCGAGCAAUCGAGGGAUUCGUUUGGCGAUGGAGAGGCCGGCCACAGCAGUGGUGAUGAGUGGGGCAUUGGAGUCAGCGAAGAGUUUGACGUGGGCCCCGAGUUUGUGCGAAGACAGAGAGGCGAAGAGGAAAGAUGGCGGCGGAAAGUGGAAAAGUGGCUGAGAAAGGGCCUGGAAGUGGAAGAGGAAGAAGGUCCCGAUGGAAGAGGAGGAUGGAGGUGGGCGAUUCGUGAGCUGGUGAUGGAGCAAGGUGAGGCUUAGGAGAGAUACGGUCGGGGGCCGUAAGCUGCGAACAGUUGUACAGUAUAUGGGGAGAAGGACUCACGAUACGUGGCGGGCGAGGCUGCUGUGCCUUCUUGGAAAGAGCUCGCAAAAGUCAAGCGACAAGUAUACCUCUUAUCUACCUUUUUUGCGACCUGGGAUACCAGUGCGGGAGCUUGAUCUUCCAGGUUUCCACUGAAGAGACCCUGAAUAGCAUUCCCGUCAAGACCGUAGAUGAAGAGGGAGUCCUAUACGGCCAGGCUGGUCAUCCCAGAAGCGGACAGUGAUGUUGCUAUGGCCCACGCACAUGGUGUCUCCAACGCCGAGCCAGUGAUAGCGAUAGGGUGUAGCAGAGGCAUUGUUUGGAGACCAGCAAAGUAGGCG